Molecule: messenger RNA, 988 nt
Organism: Austrofundulus limnaeus
Lineage: Eukaryota; Metazoa; Chordata; Actinopteri; Cyprinodontiformes; Rivulidae
Gene: noto
Product: notochord homeobox
Exons: 3
Coding region: 84-809 (241 amino acids)
Biological process (GO): central nervous system development; neuron differentiation; regulation of transcription by RNA polymerase II
Cellular component (GO): nucleus
Molecular function (GO): RNA polymerase II cis-regulatory region sequence-specific DNA binding; DNA-binding transcription factor activity, RNA polymerase II-specific
Source: RefSeq, a predicted model, not a curated record
CUACAGUGCAGCAGAGACCCCCAUUCCUCGCGCCUGGAGCAACAAGUCACUUCCUAUAAAAAAAAAGAUCUUGUUUUUGCAACAUGCAGACGCCGAGCAGAGACGUGGGACUUUACGGAUACCCCGUGCGUAAUUACGCACCGGCGUCGCCGCGCGGGCCGUGCGCAAAACCUCCGUCCAACUGGAAGUCCUUCACUAUUGAGGCUUUGCUCGCCAAGCCGGAGGAGAAAACCACGACGGGUCCACCCUCUCAGAGCGGGGUCAAGGCGGCUGCGUCCGCGCUGCCCCUCGCUGCCUUACCCAYGGUGCCCGUGGCGUGCGUCUGCUCACCCGCCGUGUUCCACUCCUCCAUCCACCCGCAGCCCGGGUACUCCCUCUACUGCUGCCCGCCGCUCGCCUACCACUCGUCCUGCAGAGACGCAUUUUACGCACAAGCAGCCGCGUCCAAAGCGAGCGCAGGGCUGCACGCGUUCAAAACUAAAGGAGGUAAAUCGAAACGGAUGCGCACCAGCUUCACCAGCGAGCAGCUGUCCCGGCUGGAGAAGGAGUUCGCGCGGCAGCAGUACAUGGUGGGGUCAGAGAGGUUCCUCCUGGCCUCCGCUCUGCAGCUGACAGAAGCUCAGGUCAAAGUCUGGUUCCAGAAUCGACGCAUCAAGUGGCGCAAACAGAGUUUGGAGCAGCAGCAGGCCAAACUGGCCAAACUGGGCCUGGCCGCUCCGCCAACAAGUCCCGGAUCUCAGGGCCACGGGGAGGACGAGGAGUUCUCCGACUCGGAUGUGGACAUCGACGGCUCCACGGACCAGAGCUAACCCAACCCAACUGCUGGACUUCUAAACAAAAACAAACAAACUGUACAGACAUCUGAGAAAGGAGGCCUCUGUCUUCAACUAUUUAAUAGAUUUAUAGCUUUAUAUUUAAUUUUUUUUUACAUUUAUGAGUUCAUGUAUUGCUUUAUAUCUGACAUAUAAAUAUAUUUUAUGAAACUGAA